AUGCUAAUCGCAUGUAGAAUCUUUAUCAAUAUAAUGAGCACAUGGAAAUUAUUACAGCGUCGAUGUUACGAUCUACUUUCAUAUAAAUAUUCAUUACUGGUGAUAUUAAUAGCCUUCACUUGCAUAUUUAUCGGUAUCAUACACUUUGGAGAGAUAUGGAUAACUUGGAGUAAAGAAAAAUAUGAAGCAGUGUUUCAUUCUUUCAAUGAUAAUAUAUUAGGUGUCUCUUUCCAAAAAAAACUAUGUCAACAUGUUCCAAUAGAUGUUGUCUAUACAUGGGUCAAUGGCUCAGAUCCAGCUUUUUUAAAGGAUCUUGAAGAACAUGUUCCUAUUAUGGAUGUUAACACAGCUGCUUCCAGAUUUAGCGAUAAAGAUGAAUUAAGAUAUUCAUUACGUUCAUUGGAAAUGUAUGCCCCAUGGGUUAGACAUGUGUAUAUUGUUACAAAUGGUCAAAUACCAAGUUGGUUAGACAUGGAUAACCCUAGAGUUACUCUUGUUACUCAUGAAGAUAUAUUUUUAAAUAAAAGUGAUCUUCCAACAUUUUCUAGUCCUGCUAUUGAAAAUCAUAUUCACAGAAUUCCUGGAAUUUCAGAUAAAUUUUUAUACUUUAAUGAUGAUGUAAUGUUAGGAGCUGAAGUAUGGCCAGAAGAUUUCAUUACCCAAGCAGGUGGUCAAAAAGUGUAUCUUGCAUGGUGGGUUCCUGAUUGUUCAGAUGUUUGUCCUUGGGCCUGGGUGGGUGAUGGAUCAUGUGAUCCUGCUUGUAAUACAACAUUAUGUGAAUUUGAUGGAGGAGAUUGUGAUAGUACACCAGUUCCUACUGACAGUGAAGCAUUGGAAGAUGAAGUGGAUUACCCACACAACUUUUUACAAGAUCCUCAUGAAGAUACUAACUAUGGAUUGAAAUUCUUACACAUAUUAAGAAACAAGAGUAUAAGUACUAUGUGGAGUGAUGGAGAAACGUUUACCCAACAGACAUGGCCAAAUGAAACAACAGACUCAAAGCUCAAUGUAAAUAAAUCUCGUAAUGUCAAAAAUAAGCACAUAAACGCCAUUGAGAAAUAUUUUAAUGAACAAUCAAGCGACGAGAACGAUCAAGUUAUAUCUACCCAGAAGUCUGUGUUAUUCAAAAUGAUGAGUAAAAUGAGAAUUCAGAAUUCGAAUAUCACUGAAAGGCGCAUGCAACUGAAACGUUAUUUAAAUGACAAUAUCAUAAGCUUACCGCUAAUUAAUAGUACCAUCAAAAUUAACAAUAAACCCAGUCAUAUUGAUCAGUGGAAACUCAGAACAAGACAACUCGAUACAUACGCUGAGUCUUUGUUAUAUGUGAAUAGAAUAUACAAUAAAGCGUACGGAUUUGAACGAAGAAGAGUACCCGCUCAUAUGCCUCAUUUAAUAGAUAAAUGGAUUACUGCCGAUAUGCAGAAGAAGUUCGAGUCUGAAUUCAAAAAAACAUCUAGUCAUAAAGUUAGAAACUCGGAGGAUAUGCAAUUUGCUUUUUCUUAUUUCUAUUUUCUAACAAGCGAAAAGCGAAUAGUGCCAAUAGAAGAAAUAUUCGACACGUUUGAUACGGAUAAAUCAAGGACUUGGUCAGAUAGAGAAAUUAGGACGCUUUUAUCUAGACUCUAUCCACUACCUCUUGAUUACAGCCUAGUCGUUGAAUUUGAAAACGCGAUAACAAAUUGUUCAAACCACGUAAAACUUGCUGAAGUACUAAAUGCACCACCGGGAGAAAGAUAUCUAGAUUCAUCUCUUCCAAUUGUGUCUAAGGAAUUGAUAGCCAAAUGUGAAUCAGUAUCUAGAAAUAUUGCGUCUAAGUUCGGCGAAGAAAAACUUUAUCCACACGAAAUAAUUAAAGCUGGGAAAAGUGAAAUAUUUGAAAUGUUAACUAGCAAUGUGUCUCUAACAGUACAACUUUUAGAUGAGAUACGCAGAGAUCCAAAAAAGUUCAUUUGUUUAAAUGACGAUAUGAAUCCUCUUCGACGUUCCGAAAAUGAAAUAGUCCGAGCAUUAUUGAACGACUUUUAUCGCUCUCUUUAUCCAUUGCGUAGUACUUUCGAGUUGCCUCUGCAAUAUCGAAAUCUUUUCACUCAUCGACACGAGCUCUUUGAGUGGAGAGCCAAUCGAGCAAAAGCCAGGAAUUUGUUGUUAUGUCUUAUCCUUCUAUUGCUUGUUACGACUUUUUAUCACUUGUUUUACCAUCAAAUGCGACGAUUGUUCAGAAUGAGAGCACUGCCCACUCUGCUCGUUUAA
Messenger RNA from Habropoda laboriosa, 2250 nucleotides. It is a transcript of the gene Gnptab, whose product is annotated as N-acetylglucosamine-1-phosphotransferase subunits alpha/beta. The record is from RefSeq and is a predicted model, not a curated record. Gene Ontology annotation, biological process: N-glycan processing to lysosome; carbohydrate phosphorylation. Gene Ontology annotation, cellular component: Golgi apparatus. Gene Ontology annotation, molecular function: UDP-N-acetylglucosamine-lysosomal-enzyme N-acetylglucosaminephosphotransferase activity. Bases 1 to 2250 code for a protein of 749 amino acids. NCBI's taxonomy places the organism in Eukaryota, Metazoa, Arthropoda, Insecta, Hymenoptera, Apidae. The transcript is spliced from 7 exons.